This is a messenger RNA of Amoebophrya sp. A120, 4037 nucleotides long. The record is from the annotation of a GenBank genome assembly. NCBI's taxonomy places the organism in Eukaryota, Dinophyceae, Syndiniales, Amoebophryaceae.
AUGGCGUCCAGUUCGGCGCAGAACCUGACGCGCAUCCCCAUUCCGCCAGCUGACAACAUAUCGGCGAUUCGGUUUUCCCCGGAUGAGAAUUCCAGCGCUUUUGCCGUCGCGUCGUGGGACAGCAAGGCGUACAUCUACCGGGCCGACCAGGGCACGAUGCAAACGAAGUUUACGUGUCCCUUUCCCACGACCGACUGCUGCUGGCUGGACAGUACCAAAGUGGUGUUUACCAGUUUGGACGCGCGGAUCACGGUCAUGGACGCGCGGACCAGCCAGAUUGUGGCACAGUUGGACCGUGCGCACGACAACGGGAUUCGGGCGGUGUCUAUCAAAUGUAAAAAUGUCUGGGUCUGGAAGAAUGCAACUCGUCAUGCUAAAUCUGAAGCAUGCAAAAAUCUGUGUUGCAUGAUUACCAAAAGUCGUCCAGUUUUGACCAAGUCGGGAGGGAGUUUCUCAUGCAGGAUAGGCAUGAGUGAGAUCGCAAAGAAUCUGUCAUGCUAGGUCCUGCUGCAUUCCAGGCUUCGUGGGUCAUGGAAAAGCUGCAUGAUAAAUCGCGCAUUCUUCCAGACCCAGACAUUUUUACAUUUGAUAGUGUCGAGAGUGGACCACGGGACGAUCAUAACCGGGUCGUGGGACCGGAAGGUAAAGCAGUUCGACAUCCGGUCCAUGAAAAACACCGCCACGGCGCCGGUCAGCGCGAAGGUGUUUUGUCAGGACAUCACGCCCGAAGUGCCAGCGCUAUGCAUUGCAAAUAUGGCUGGGAGGUCUGGAAUGAUGUUGCAACUUGUGAUGCUGCCUGUGGAUUCUAAAAAAUCUCUGUAUUGCAUGAGCAGGAACAAGAGGAGUCCAGGUUUUGCGGCGAAAAGAGGGCAUUUGUCAUGCGGGAUAGGCAUCAAGGCGCCCUCAGAAAAUCUGUGAUGCUAGGGCAUCCAUAACGGACACCGUAGGACGUGGAAAUUCUGCAAUACAAGUAUGCAUCCAUUCAGACUACCCAGACAUAUUUGCACUCGAUACGCGCCCUCCGCGUACAACGGGAGUUCCAGCUCCUCGUCCAGCCGAAAGCUGGUAGUCGUAUGAACUGCAAAAGUAUCGUACUCGUAUAAAUGCAUUACAAAUUUUCUCAGCAUGAGAAAUAAAAUUUGUAAUACGGAUUUACCUUAACAAAUUGCAAUACGUAUGCGAGUACGAUACUUUUGCACAGGAUAAGUCGGCGGGCACGACAAGAAAAUCCACGUGUUCGAGCUUCGCGGCGGGUCGAUCGCGAAGAUAAAGGAGGAGGACAGCGCGCUCAAGUACCAGCUACGCGCCAUAGCCUGCAUGCCCGACGGCUUGGGCUACGUGCAGGGAAGCGUAGAGGGGAGGGCCAGUUGGGAGUAUAAAUUUCGUUUUAUGCAGCUAGAAGAUGAAGGCUUUUUAUGUCAGCUUAACUUUCUUAUGAGACAUUCUGCACAAUUAGUUGAAAAAUAAUUAGUAAAAUGUAUUUUUUGAUUGUGGAGAGGCGCCGUACCGUCGGCGGAAUGCUGCUUUUCCAGUACCUGACCUGUACUUGUAGUGGAUCCGGUUUCUGGUAAGGUAUGUUUUGGAGUGGUCUGAUCAUGUACUUACUCAGGCUCCGAUCUGAACUAGCUAGCUAAGGUGGUGGCCACCCCAUUCUAAAGAAGCCAGGGAGCCAGCGUCGCGGCCCCGUCUAUCUCGACUUGAGUCACGCCCUUUCAGCAGCUGGUAGGCCGCCAACCUUCGCCGGGGCCCCGUCAGCAUGAGUUGAGCAGUUUUGACAGCAAUUCCUUAUACUGGAACGCGAAAAAGCAAUGAUUUUCGGCAAGUUGCAAUUAGUUGGCGCAACUCGAGAGGCAAAAAAAGGGCCUCAGAAUGACCCCUCCCGGAACGCAGAUACCCAUCGUGAGUAGAGGUUCGCGGAGGGGGCUUCCUGGACCCCCUAUCUGGGGGGGUCGUGAACGGCGUUCCCCGACGGUACGGUGGAAAACAAAGCAUAGCAUCGCGAUUGGAACCCGAAACCGCAACCGGAACUGGAGACCUUGGCACAGACGGGGCCCCGGCGACGGUUGGCGGCCUACCAGCUGCUGAAGGAGGCGGCUCUACCCACCGUUCAACCCUAAUACGCAGCUUCCUUCUGGGCUCCUCCCGCAGACUGGCUUCCUGCUUCUUAAAGUAGCUAGUUCAGAUUGGAGCCUAGUUUCAUAUGCUAUUGAAGCAGGUGUGCCAAGGUCUCCAGUUCCGGUCGCGGUUUCGGGUUCCAGUUUCGGGCUCACCUCGGAGCUGACAGGCUGCUAAAUGCAGCCUCUUUGAGAUCAAAAAAUGAAAUUUACUAAUUAUUUUUCAACUAAUUGCGCAGAAUGUCUCAUAUUUCUGAAGCUUGUUGCGUGCGACCCGUUCGUCAGCGGCGUCUAUGUUUCCCGAAACCGGAUCAAUGUUUCUACCAAGCGCAAGCCGAUUUCGUGAUGAGCAGUUCUUCCUUUGCUAGACGCGCCCUUGUGUAGUGAUGCACGGGGCAUGUGGUAGGCAACAACUUUCGAAAAGAGAUUUACCUGACGCGCACUGGUAAACGGAUGAACGAUCGCUGUGUAUCGACGCUUGAGUCGCGGCUUGGCACGCGAAGACAGAAAUGCAAGCCAUCGUGAUGAAAAAAUUUACGCUUCCGUACCGACGUUCGUUGGAGUGGCGGCUAAAGUUUAAUGUCGAAAAGAGAUUUAACUGAUUUUGCUCUUUCAUGAAAGGCUCUAGCGAUGCACCUAGGGGAAUUCUACCUCACAGGUGGUCUACAGAGUUGGAGAUCUCACCGUAAGUUAAGAAGUACCAUUAGCGUUUCGUAGUUGAGCAGCAAAUUAUUUGACAGGAUGAUAACUUUUUUGCUUCCGUACCGGCAGCACAUCGUUGUUGGAAUGGCGGCUAAAGUUUUUCGAAAAGAGAUUUAUCUGAAGGAAAAAAAUCGAUGUUGUCCUCACUCGCGUAGCCACAAGAAGAGUCUAUGUGGUGCUAUUUCUAGGCACCGCAAGCGACUGCAGUUCUCUGAUGCGAUGCAUUCCAAACGAAAUUCGGUCCCAUAGUAUCACCAAACAAACAUUAACAGUUACUUCGAACCGGACAUGAUACAGAAGAAAUUUUAUCACUUGCACAAAAAGUAUCUACUUGCUUCACCGGGGCGGGAAAAACAAAAGUGCACGGAUAGCAUUUUUUGUGCGGGGUAAAAAUCGAACAGGGUUGUAAUAGUCCCAGAUCGGCCCGGCGCGUCUCAUUAACGUUAGAUGUUAGAAAGCUUGCAUGGCAAACACCGCUGUGGUGCAAAGAAGGCUUUGAUCAUGACAAACACCGCGUAGAAGGCUUGCGUGGACAAUAAGACUUAACUUCUCCCGCCCCCCAGGCAGAUACAUUCAUUUUUCUCACUCGAUCCGCUCGCGUUCAAGUGCCACCGGGAGCAGACAGAGAAUGGGAUGGAGCACAUUUUUCCCGUCCACGACAUAGCUUUUCACCCGAAGUAUAGAUACUGCUGUGAUCUAGCAUGAAGACUCUGUCUUGCUUCAUUUUUUUUUUCCACGCCACGGAUUUUUUACACCGGACAUUUGUACGUUUUUCGCGAAGCAACAUACAAUCGCCAGUUUUUAUCAACCGAUCCCCUCCAGGUGGCACACCUUCGCGACCGUGGGCGGCGACGGGACGCUGUGCAUGUGGGACGGGCAGGCGAAAAAACGAAUAUGGAAGACGUCGAAAUUCGACGACGAGAUUUCCGCGUUGAGUUUCUCCGCGAAUGGGCAGUAUCUGGCGAUGGGCGUCUCUUCCACGCAGUCCGUGGACGGGCCCAAAGAAAUCUGGAUCAAACAGCUCGCCGACCACGAGGUCGUGCCAAGGAGUCACCAGCUACAAAACCCUGCUCAAAGACGAUGAAAAACGAUGAUUCAUCGACGUACGCACGAGGAGAAGUAUUCCACAAGAACAUGAAACAGAAGCUCGCACCUUGCUUCGACAAAAAAAUUUCUUUCCCGGCGCGGCCCGAGCUGCAGUUCCUGCUUCGGCUAAUCGAG